AUGGCGCACGUCCAAUUCAACACGGCACUGAAGCAGUCGUCCCAAAUCCGAAAGGAACUGGGCCUGCUGACAUCCGGCGCCAACCCAACGUCGCCUGCCGCUCUGGGCGGGCUCUCGGCCUCGCUCACGGCCUUCUCGCGCACGCUCGACGAGUACAACCAGCUGGCCAAGCAGGAGCUGGUCAUCGCCAAGCAGGAGAAGGCUUACGAGCGGCUCAAGAACUUCCGUAGCGAGCUCGCCGAGUACAGGGAACAAUUCAACGCUCUCAAGGCCGACGGCGCCGAGUCACAGUACCAACAGAACAGAUCCGACCUGCUCGGCCGGAGGCCGUACCAGGGUACCAGCACGCCAGAGAACCCCUAUGCGAACGUGGGCGCCGCCGAGACCACCAGCGGAGAAGUGCCAGCCAACAGAUAUGGCAGCGGCGGCACCAUUGGCGGGCAGCUGUCCAUGGGGAGCAACGACUACACCCGCGAGUCGCACGCCUUCCGCGAGCGCAACUUUUUCAACAGUACAAACCAGGCGCUGGAUGACUAUAUCGCCAGGGGCCAAGCUGUACUGGGAGAUCUGGGAGAGCAGAGGGAGAUGCUGAAGAAUACACAGAAGAAGCUGUAUAGUGUGGGCAACACCCUCGGCAUCAGUGGCGACACGAUUCGUAUGAUCGAGCGAAGGGCCAAGCAGGACAAAUGGAUCUUCUGGGGUGGCGUGAUCGUCUUCGUUGGUUUCUGUUGGCUGUGCCUGCACUACCUGAGGUGA
Messenger RNA from Neoarthrinium moseri, 756 nucleotides. RefSeq lists its product as uncharacterized. The coding region runs from base 1 to 756 and encodes 251 amino acids. Gene Ontology annotation, biological process: endoplasmic reticulum to Golgi vesicle-mediated transport; vesicle fusion. The record is from RefSeq and is a predicted model, not a curated record. Gene Ontology annotation, cellular component: SNARE complex; ER to Golgi transport vesicle membrane; late endosome membrane. Gene Ontology annotation, molecular function: SNAP receptor activity; SNARE binding. The transcript is spliced from 3 exons. Lineage: Eukaryota; Fungi; Ascomycota; Sordariomycetes; Amphisphaeriales; Apiosporaceae.